This is a messenger RNA of Harmonia axyridis, 591 nucleotides long. It is a transcript of the gene ATPsynCF6, whose product is annotated as ATP synthase-coupling factor 6, mitochondrial. Bases 162 to 491 code for a protein of 109 amino acids. Gene Ontology annotation, molecular function: proton transmembrane transporter activity. The transcript has 3 exons. NCBI's taxonomy places the organism in Eukaryota, Metazoa, Arthropoda, Insecta, Coleoptera, Coccinellidae. The record is from RefSeq and is a predicted model, not a curated record. Gene Ontology annotation, biological process: proton motive force-driven ATP synthesis.
AUGAGACGAGACAGAUAUUCUAAAAUUUUGUGGUUUUAUCUGUCAAAAAAAUUGAUAUCUGCUUCGAUCAGUUCGAUCGUAUUUCGGCUAUUGCUCCGAAUAAUUUUAAUUAUUGAAGAAUACUUAUUCCUUCUGAAAGAAAUAUUGAAAUUUUCGUCAAUAUGCUGAACUACAGUGUUCUCAAUCAAGUUAAAACAUCUGUAAGGAGUGCAGUCCAAAGCAGAAAUAUUGGAAUAUUAGCACCUUGUUUUCAAAAGGCAGUAGACCCCAUUCAACAACUUUUCCUGGACAAAAUUAGAGAAUAUAGGCAAAAGAGCAAUGAUGAAAAAAACUUGGUAGAACCUUCUCCUGCACUCCAAACUGAACUCAAAAGUGAAUUAGAGAAAGUUGCUAGACAAUAUGGUGGAAAAGAAGGAGAAGAUAUGACUAAAUUUCCAACCUUCAAGUUUGAAGAUCCAACAAUUGAUCCAAUUAAAAUGGAGACUAAGUAAGCAGAUACAGUAUGAAGAUUUGGGGAUUAUACUGUAAUUUGAUUAUUUCAAAUAAUAAGGAGCAUUAGUGUUAUUUAAUAAAAUAAAUAUUACAUAAUAA